CACAUACAAAUAAACGACGCGCAUAGUUUUGGCGCGCGCGCCUGCGUCGUCCGCGCCCGACUUCGAUCUCGUGCCGCUUCCGUGUCUGCGCACGUCCCAGCCGGUCGACAUGAGUACACCGGUGAAGAAAGUUCCGAUACACCUGCAGAGUGCACAAAAUCGCUUAUUAAUAAAAAAUGGCAAAGUUGUCAACGAAGAUAACAUUUUUGAUGCCGAUGUCUACAUUGAAGAUGGCAUUAUCAAACAACUUGGCCGGAAUCUUAUCAUACCGGGCGGCACUCGGACGAUCGACGCUAGGGGCAAGUUCGUGAUGCCGGGUGGCAUUGAUCCGCAUACGCACUUCGAGCUCGAACUCAUGGGCGCAACGAGUGUCGACGAUUUUUAUCAAGGGACGAAGGCUGCGGUUGCCGGUGGCACCACUACGAUCAUCGACUUCGUCAUACCUAAGGGCGAGGAGAGUCUACUUGAGGCGUACGAGAGGUACAGGAUCACCGCCGAUGAGAAGGUUUGCUGUGACUAUACUCUUCACGUCGGUGUCACCAGCUGGAAUAACAGGACGAGAGAGGAAAUGGCAACGCUCGUACAGCAGCACGGUAUAAACAGCUUCAAGUUCUUUAUGGCGUAUCGUGAUCUCUUUAUGCUAAGGGAUCCGGAAUUAAUCGAGGCCUUUAAAGUCUGCAAGAGCUUGGGCGCCGUAGCUAUGAUUCAUGCGGAAAAUGGCGAUAUAAUAUACGAGAAUACAAAAAAGUUGCUAGCCGCAGGUGUAACAGGGCCCGAAGGUCAUGAGAUGUCACGCCCCGAAGAGGUUGAGGCGGAAGCAGUUAACCGUGCUUGUGUUAUUGCAAAUCAGCUCAACAGUCCACUGUACGUGACAGCCGUUUCGAGCAAAUCCGCUGCGGACGUGGUGUCCGGGAAGCGAGCCGACGGGGCUCUCAUCUACGGCGAGGUUCUGGCCGCGAGCCUUGGUAUCGACGGCAGCGCCCAGUACGAACAAGACGUGCUCAGGGCAAGAAGCCUCGUUACCAGUCCUCCUCUUAGGCCCGACCCUACUACGCCGACCUAUCUCAUCGAGCAGAUCGUCCAGGACGGACUGCAAGUGACGGGUAGCGACAACUGCACUUUCAACAGCGACCAAAAGGCUCUUGGUAAACAUGACUUCUCCAAAAUCCCCAACGGCGUAAACGGUGUUGAGGACCGCAUGUCCAUUGUAUGGCACAAGGGUGUGUACAAUGGUAUCAUGGAUCCGACACGAUUCGUCGCCGUCACAAGCACCAAUGCGGCCAAGAUAUUCAACCUCUAUCCGAGAAAGGGCGUCAUUGCCGUUGGUUCGGACGCCGACAUUGUCGUCUGGGACCCAAGCUCUAAUCGUGUCAUCUCCGCCGAGACUCAUCAUCAGGCCUGCGAUUUCAACAUCUUCGAGGGCAUGGAAGUGUAUGGGGUGCCAGAAUACGUAGUGGUUGGUGGCAGAGUGUGCGUAGACGAAUGCGAUUUGAAGGCGGUGCACGGCUUCGGCAAGUUCAUCGAGUGUCCAGCUUAUCCAAGCUAUGUAUACGAAGUCGUGGAGGAGCGUGAAAAGCGUCCUCGUGGAGUUGCACGUUCCGAGGCUGAGGCACGAAAAUACGCUGAGGAGGAGGCGGUAUUUGACAAGGCCCGAGAAGCCGCAAAAGCCGCUAAAGCUGCAGCAGCCGCUGCCGCCGCCGACUCCGCCGUUGCCGCUACCAAUGAGAACAAUCACGUGCAAACCAACGGGACCUCACAUUAUGACGGGGAGUAUGCAAGACCUAGAACAAUUGUUUAUACAUCGACUUUCCCAAACUCGGCCAUAGCCACACCGUCCUUCAAAGGCCCGAGGCUCGAGGGGCAGAGGAAUCUUCAGGACUCAACCUUCUCCAUCAGCGAGGACUCUAAAGAAACUUCGCGAUCCUGCAUCCGCGUCAACAAUCCACCCGGUGGUCGCAGCGCUGGUGGCUUCUGGUAAAUGUUAUGUAACUCAUCUUUGGACGAUAAUCAAAAUGAAGCAGUCGAGAAGGGAAUUUACGAAGGCGAAAAGAAAUAAUUACAACGCAUUAGCCACCGGUCUUUCAUCGCUUCGAAGGGCCGUUGAUGUACUUCGAUACUCACGGAGGACAAGAAUUUACAAUUCGGAAUAACUUGACAAGUUCCAUAUUACGUUUUCGGUUGGAUCGAAAAUCGAUUAUUAUUAUUAUUAUCAUUAUCAUUAUUAUUAUUAUUAUUAU
Molecule: messenger RNA, 2237 nt
Organism: Ceratosolen solmsi marchali
Lineage: Eukaryota; Metazoa; Arthropoda; Insecta; Hymenoptera; Agaonidae
Gene: CRMP
Product: Collapsin Response Mediator Protein
Exons: 9
Coding region: 110-1978 (622 amino acids)
Biological process (GO): pyrimidine nucleobase catabolic process
Cellular component (GO): cytosol; cytoplasm
Molecular function (GO): dihydropyrimidinase activity
Source: RefSeq, a predicted model, not a curated record